AUGCACCAUCUGUUCUUAUCGAGUGAACACACGGGUUUUUUACAGUGAAUUAAUCAAGUUCUACCGUUGCGGUGUUGUAAUUUUUAUUAUAUUUUUUUAAAACAUUUUCGUCGAAAAGAGAAAUUUAAACACUUUGCUGUUUUAGUUCAAAAAAAAUAAUAAUAAAAUUGUUUUCAAAGUAACAUAAAUUAAAUAAAAACAAAAAUGAAGGUGUUUAUCGUAUCGUGUAUGUUGAUGAGUGUGGCUCUCGCUCAAGCUGUGCCAAGCGGCCAACAACCAUCCACAUUUUUACAAGAAUGUUUCGACAAAGAUUCAAUCUCUUGUGUUCAAACCACGAUCUAUCGUCGUGCUCGUGAAUUCUUUGAUCAGCCAAGCAUUAAGUUCGUCGGUGGUCUUUCGUUUGCCAAAUCGAAUGAACGUGCCGGUAAAAGCCUAGAACCAGAGCCACAAGUUGAAGAAGCCAGCAGUGUUCAAGCUCGUGAACUCGCUUUGGAAGAUUACCUAUUGAACCGUGUGAAGAACUUCUUCACCGAACGAUCAGUUAGCUGGGAUUUCGCAACAGCAGGCCGUAGUCUUGCCAACGCCAUUCCAGAUGAAGUUAAAGAAUCAGUUCGCGCUUUAGUUGUUGAAGGACGUACAAAGAAGAAGAUCAUCAAGAAAUUGUUGCCAUUGUUGGGUCUAUUAAAAUUGAAGUUGGCCGCUCUUGCUGUUUUGGCUAUUGCUGGUAUUGCCAUCAUCGCUAAAAAGGCUUUGAUCACAUCAUUGAUUGCUAUUGCCAUUGCUGGUGCUGGAGCUUUGUCAGGCGCUGUUUCAAAAUUGUUGGGCCGUCGCGGUGGUGCUGGUGGACUUGGUGGAUGGUCACAAGGCAGCAAUGUUGAAGAAAUUAUUGCAUACACCAAUACCGGAGGAAACUCAGGAUGGAAUUCCGGCAACGCUGGAUGGAACAACUAUGAUUCAUAUGCUGAACAUGGUGCUCACAGCCAACCAGUUGCACAACAAAUCGCCUACUCCGGACACAAAGUCGCUCGCCAAUUAGGUUCGAAGCAAAAAAAAAUGAAGGUGUUUGUUGUUGUUUGUGCUUUGUUGUCUGUGGCCGUCGCCCAAUCAAAUCAUCCAUUGCAGGGAUGUUUCGAAAAAGAUUCAAUCUCUUGUGUCCAACAAAUGGUAUACCGUAGCGCCCGUGAAUUCUUCGAUCAACCAAGCAUUCAAAUGUUCAGUGGUGUUUCAUUUGCCAAGACAAAUGCUCGUGCUGCCAAAAGCCUUGAACCACAAGUCGAACAAGCCGCCACCGUUCAAGAACGUGAAGUCGCUUUGGAAGAUUACUUGGUGAGCCGCGCCAAAAACUUCUUCUCAGAACGUCAACUCACUUGGGAUGUUGCCUCCACCGGUCGUGCUAUCUCAGAAGCAAUCCCAGUCGAUGUUAAAGAAUCAGUUUACCAAUUCGUUGAAGAAGCUCGUACCACAAAGAAAGUGAAACUCCUCAAGAAAUUGCUUCCAUUUUUGGGCUUGUUGAAAUUGAAAUUGGCCGGUUUCGCUGUUUUGGCCGUUGCUGCUAUCGGUCUUCUUGCCAAGAAAGCCUUGAUCACAUCAUUCAUUGCAAUUGCUCUUGCUGGUGCCAGCUUCUUGUCAAGCGUUGUCGCUAAAUUGUUCGGUGUUGGUGGUCUUGCCAAGGGUGGAGCCGGUUUGACCGGAUUGGCUGGUUUGGGUGGAUUGAGCGGAUUAGGAGGUCUUGGUGGUGCUGCCGGUCUUGGUGGUAGUGCUGGUGGAUUGGGUGGCCUUUUCGGAGGUGCCGGCGGUAACGGCGCAUACAAUAACGCCAAUGUUGAAGAAAUCGUUGCAUACACCACCAACGCUGGUUCAUCGGGUGGUAAUGGAUGGAACAACAAUGGCUGGUCCAACAAUGGAUGGGAAGAACAACACGGUUCACACAGCCAACCAAUUGCUCAAGUUCUUGCCUACAACGGUCAACGUCCAAAAACCAACUAAGUAGAUGUUAGAUACUUAAUUUGUAGCAACUACAAAGCAAAACCAAUUACUUUUUUCGCAUAGAAAAAUGUCACUAAAUUAUUUAAUUUAUUCAAUAUUUAUUUAACGUAAAUAAACACGAAGAAACCAACGAGAUAAAUAAAGUCAACUUUAUGAGGUUUUGUACAAAAAAUGAAAUAAAAUGAAAUACAAAAUAAUCAAGCUA
Messenger RNA from Contarinia nasturtii (swede midge), 2191 nucleotides. Its product is annotated as glycine, alanine and asparagine-rich protein-like. Bases 205 to 1986 code for a protein of 593 amino acids. The record is from RefSeq and is a predicted model, not a curated record. NCBI's taxonomy places the organism in Eukaryota, Metazoa, Arthropoda, Insecta, Diptera, Cecidomyiidae. The transcript is spliced from 8 exons.